This is a messenger RNA of Aspergillus melleus, 2340 nucleotides long. RefSeq names its product putative beta-glucosidase. The transcript has 11 exons. Bases 1 to 2340 code for a protein of 779 amino acids. The record is from RefSeq and is a predicted model, not a curated record. NCBI's taxonomy places the organism in Eukaryota, Fungi, Ascomycota, Eurotiomycetes, Eurotiales, Aspergillaceae. Gene Ontology annotation, biological process: glucan catabolic process. Gene Ontology annotation, molecular function: beta-glucosidase activity.
AUGGUUGCCGGUCUCUUUUCGAAGGGACUAUUGCUCCUAGGUCUCUGCACGGGCCUGGGAGCUACUAAGGACGAUUCCAAACCACUGUACAAGAAUCCAAAUGCUGCAGUGGAUGAUCGGGUGGACGAUCUGCUGAGCCGGAUGACCAUUGAGGACAAGAAGGCCCAGUUGAUUCAAGGCGACAUCACCAAUUGGAUGGACGACACGACCGGGGAUUUCAACUACACCGGCCUGGUGGAAAAUAUGAAAUGGAAAGCCGGAAUGUUCUACGUUGGAUAUCCCGUUCCUUGGGACUGGAUCGCGACCAAUGUCAAGAGAGCUCAGGAUUACCUUGUCAAGAACACGACGCUUGGUAUACCGGCGCUGGUCCAGACGGAAGCGAUUCACGGUUUCUUGAUUGGCAAUGCGACGAUCUACAACUCGCCUAUUGGAUACGGGUGCUCCUUCAAUAGAGAUUUGAUCUACAAGAUGGGCAAGCUUAUCAGCCAGGAAGCUCUCGCUCUUGGCGCGAACCAGCUCAUGGCGCCGGUGGUUGACCUUGCACGGGAGCUGCGUUUUGGACGAGUCGAAGAGACUUUCUCCGAAGACCCAUUCCUUGCGGGAGAAAUCGGCUACUCCUACGUGAAGGGAAUCCAGAGCCUGAACGCCUCUGCCAUGGUCAAGCAUUAUGCGGGAUUCAGUCAGCCAGAGCAAGGACUCAAUACUGCGCCAGUGCAUGGCGGUGAGAGAUACCUGCGCACGACCUGGCUGCCGCCAUUCAAGAGAGCCAUCAUCGAUGCCGGUGCCUGGAGUAUCAUGAGCGCAUAUCACUCAUACGACGGCAUUCCCGCAAUCUCCGACUACCACACCUUGACUGAAAUCCUGCGUGAAGAAUGGGGCUACGAAUACUUCGUCAUCAGCGAUGCCGGCGCCAGUGACAGACUCUGCACCGCUUUCCACCUCUGCGAGAGCGACCCCAUCGACAUGAACGCCGUCACCCUUCAGGCCCUCCCUGCCGGUAACGACGUCGAGAUGGGCGGAGGUUCUUUCAACUUCCAAAAGAUCCCCGACCUCGUUGAAUCCGGCAAACUCGACAUCGAGACCGUCGACACGGCAGUGAAGCGCGUGCUCAAGACGAAGUUCGAAAUGGGUCUCUUCGAGAACCCCUACCGCGCGGCUCCCAAGUCCCAGUGGAAGAAGCUCAUCCACAGCAAGGAGGCGGUGGAUCUGGCGCGGGAGAUUGACAGAGAGUCGAUUGUUCUGCUCGAGAACCAUGACGAUAUCCUGCCGUUGAAGAAGGACGGCAAUAUUGCGGUCAUUGGACCUAUGGCUCAUGGGUUUAUGAACUACGGAGACUACGUCGUCUACGAGAGCCAAUACCGCGGCGUCACGCCGCUCGACGGCAUCAAGAAAGCCGUCGGCAAGAAAGCCAACGUGCACUACGCGCAGGGCUGCGAGCGAUGGAGCAACGACGAGUCCGGCUUCGAGGAAGCCGUGGCCGCGGCGAAGAAAUCCGACGUGGCUGUCGUCGUGGUGGGAACGUGGUCUCGCGAUCAGAAAGAGCUCUGGGCUGGUUUGAACGCUACAACCGGCGAACACGUCGACGUCAACUCCCUCGACCUCGUCGGCGCGCAAAGCUCCCUCAUAAAAGCCAUCACGGCCACCGGCGUGCCCACAAUCGUGGUCCUCUCGACCGGCAAACCCAUCACAGAAACCUGGCUCUCAACCAACACCUCCGCUUUAAUCCAACAAUUCUACCCCUCUGAAGAAGGCGGCAACGCGCUCGCCGACAUCCUCUUCGGCGACUACAACCCCUCCGGCAAGCUCUCGGUCAGUUUCCCCCGGUACGUCGGCGACCUACCGAUCUAUUACGACUACCUGAACUCGGCGCGCACGAUCGGCGACCCCGGGGUGGAAUACGACAACGGGACCCUCGUCUUCGGCCACCAGUAUGUCCUGGGCUCCCCGGAACCGUGGUACGAGUUCGGGUACGGGAAGAGCUAUUCGACAUUCGAGUAUCAGAACGUGCGCGUGGAUAAGACCAAUGUGACGGAUGCCGAUACCAUCACGGUGUCUGUGGACGUGAAGAACACGUCGAAGCGGAAGGGCGCCGAGGUCGUGCAGGUGUAUAUCCAGGAUGUGUUUGCAAGUGUGGUGGUGCCGAAUCGCGAGCUGAAGGGGUUCGAGAAGGUGGUGAUUGGGGCGGGGAAGACGCGGACGGUGAAGAUUCCCAUUAAGGUGGGGGAUUUGGGGGUGUGGAAUGUGAAGAUGAAGUAUGUUGUUGAGCCGGGGAAGUUUGUGGCGCUCGUGGGGAGUAGCUCGAAGGAUGUUAGGGGGAAUGCGACGUUUUGGGUGCGUUGA